UCUGGUGGCGCCUCCUCCUCAUCCUCUUCUCCCGGGUCACCUCCGGUUCUCCUCGGCCCGUGCACCUCCUCUCCCCGGCCUCCCUCCGGUUCCUCCCCGCCUCGCACACUCACCCACAGCCGGAGAUCGAGCCUCUUCCGCGGGAGAAGCGACCAUGAACGACACGGCGCUGCGCCUGGUGGAGUUCGGCUUCGAGCAGAGCUUCGAUGAACGUCGAGCUCUGGAGUGGAUGCAGGAAAACUGGAGCAAGUCCUUCAUGUUCUGCGGCCUGUACGCGGCGCUGGUGUUCGCCGGCCAGCACUUCAUGAGGGAAAGACCGAAGCUGAACCUGCGGCGCCCCCUGGUGCUGUGGUCGCUCAGCCUGGCCGUGUUCAGCAUCAUCGGAGCCAUCAGGACCGGACUCUACAUGACGCACAUCCUGGCGACCAGCGGCUUCAGACAGUCCGUGUGUGACAUCAGCUUCUACAGCGCCCCCGUCUCCAAAUUCUGGGCCUACGCCUUCGUCCUGAGCAAAGCGCCCGAGCUGGGCGACACCAUGUUCAUCAUCCUGAGGAAGCAGCGCCUCAUCUUCCUGCACUGGUACCACCACAUCACCGUGCUGCUCUACUCCUGGUACUCCUACAAGGACCAGGUGGCGGGCGGCGGCUGGUUCAUGACCAUGAACUACGUGGUCCACGCCUUCAUGUACACUUACUACGCGGCGCGGGCCGGCGGCGUGCGGGUUCCCCGUCCCUUCGCCAUGAUCAUCACGGCCACCCAGAUCCUGCAGAUGGUGAUGGGGCUGACGGUGCUGGGCCUGGUUUACUACUGGAUGCACGAGGUGCGCUGUCCGUCCAACAUGGACAACGUCACAUGGGGCUCCAUGAUGUACCUCAGCUACUUGAUCCUCUUCGCCUUGUUCUUCUACAACUCCUACCUCAGAGGCGCCGCCGGCGCCAAAGGCUCCAAGGCCGAGUAGAGAUCCUGACCGUCCCGUCAACGUGUGCCAACCGCAGAGAUGACCGACAGGGAGGGGCCAUGAAUGUGUGAGUCACGGCUGGUGAACAGGCUCCUCCUCUUGUUACGUCAUCAUCCACUGACUUUUAAUACCCGUCUGUUGCUCUAAACACUGACACAUCAUCCACUGACUCAGCCGGAGCGAGGAGGCGGGGUCUGACUCGGCACAGUUUGAUAUUCACAGUGAUUAUAGAAUCAUGAGAGUCCAUGUCUCACUUCAUCUAAUCCUAUGAAAGACAAGAAUUUGUCUGAGGUGAUGAACACAUGUUUUUAUGUUGUAAUGAAAAGGUGAAAAAUCUCUGAACUAGAACAAACUGUUGUAAAAUAUUGAAGGAUUCGUUCCAGAUUUUGUGAAAAACACUCGAUCGCGCUCUUUCUCAGCCUGGAGGGGGUUAGCUUAGCUUAGCAUAAAGACUGCAAGCAGGAGGAAACUGCUAGCCUGAAAAAAAAAACAAAGAACAUUUAAAUUGAAUGCUAAAAACAACAAUUCUUCAUUUUAUUCUCUCGCGUUGCAGAACUGACUCAUGACAUUUGAAUCCGUCCGCCGACUGCAUCACAGACGUAGAUUUUCAAGAAAUUACAUAAGCGCAAAUUUUUCGUUGUUCAAUUCUCUCCAUAUAAUAGUUUGUGCAUAAGAACCCAGAUGCAUCUAGGUUCUAUUCAUCACUUUGCCAACAGCUUCCCCCUGAUUUCAGUCUUUCUUUGAAUUAAGCUCCAGUGACUUCAACCUUCUCCUGAACGCUGGGAAAGAACAACCAACCAGUUUAUUUGCUCAAAAUGUGGAACUACCACGUGUUUUAGCCUUUAGCACAACUGUAACCUGCAGGAUAGUAACUCUAUGAAAAGGGAAUGAAGACUUCAUGUGCACUGAAAGUCACAGUGGGGGUCAACACACACACACACACACACGCACACACACACACACACACACACACGCUAGGGAAACAAGCAGGAGGAUCCGUUGAACUCUGAGUGUCGAGCACAUUCCUUAUCUCAGAAUCGUCUGAGAACUUCUAGGAACUGGGGUUUGCUGUCACAUCGUGUGUUUACAUUCUUCUUUCUGCCUUCUUGUCCUCACUUGAGACAUUUACACUGAACAAUGAGUUCAUUAAUGACGAGUUUGAAUAGGUGGAGCUGCCAUAGAUACAGAAUAUAUAUUCCAGGAGCUGGGAGUGAACGUCUCUGUGAACAAAGGAACUCUCUUUAUCAGAUGGUUGAUUCCCUGUGUGUGAAGGCACUCCCUCAGUUAUAAAUAGAUUCAAACACAACCUUUAUUAUGGCUCCAUUCAACACCUCCGUGCUCUUCAGAAGACGUGUGGAUGAAAAGAAGAAGUCUUAUUUAUACAUUAAUCGUGAUUUCAUGCCGUAAUACAACCUCAGCAAUCAAUCAGCGAUGCACUUAUACUUUGAAAUGAAGGAUAAUAAAUUAACCAGUGUACUCAAAGUACAGAUUUUAGAAUGAAAAACUACUAAACAUUAACUGAAAAGUAACCCAGCACUUCAUAAACUUUUAUGAGUGAUUAAAUGAAACACUCAGUGACAUCAUUGUUAUUUUCUUAUCUUGUUAUGUUUUUGUCACAAAGGAUCGAUUCAUUCCUCCUGGGGAAAUAAAGCCGUGUAGAUCAAAUCUAAAAUAACCUGUAAAGAUCGUAGACGUUAACGUGUUGGUCUGCAGCGAGCAGACGGGACCUGGGGAUGAAUCUGACUGAGGUUCAGGGGAAAGGGGUUCGAAUGUGUUUCCUUGUGUUCACACUGUAUUCUGGGCCUUUAUGUCUUUAUUGGAUAAACGGACAAGCAGCUGAGGUCUGGACACAAACUGGGGACGUUUCCGUUCAGUUGUUUGCUGUAAAAACAACCAGUUGUACAUGUUGGGGUUUGGGUUUUUGAUUUAUCUCCAUCUAAUGAAACCACACUUUGCUUCGUGCUCUGUGGUUUGAAGGUUUAACGCUGUUGUUCCAGUUUUAUUUGUCUGUUUGUGACCUUCGACCUCAGGCUGUCGUUCGUCCAACUAUCGAUCACACGAAGGAUUUUUUCCCGAGGCUCAGAAGAGGAUGAAGGUUCUCACUGUUUCACAAGAACAAUCGAAACAGAAUUUAAUGUGACUGUAUUUUAAAGUAUUAUUGAUAUUAUUAAUCAUCUUCUGAGCGGGUUGGGGAUUUAUUUGUGAGGUGCACACGUUCUCAGCACUUUGAACAGUUUGUGAACGGGAGGAGGCAGAAAACAUCCGGCCUGUGGAUUUUGUGUAAAUUUGAAGAAAGGCGGUGAACGUCCAUCCUGUGUUCUCUCUCUUCUCUUUUUUGAUGUACUGUCGAGUCCGUGCUGUCGAUUCCCGUGGUGCAGAUGAAGAAACCUGGUCUGAGAAGGAUUCUAGCGUGCUUCCUGUUCUCUGAGGUGCUGACUGUGACUCGCUGUGCGGACAGAGAAGCUGGGAUCAGUCCAGCUGCUCAGGAGGACGAGGCGCUGCAGUGUGUCCCUUGUAAAUAAAGUGUGUAUUUAUUUUCUCGUAGUGGAAACCGUUCUCCAGCAGAUCUGACGUGUAGAUGUUUUUACCAGGAUUGUGCAUCAGUGUUUCCUCCAUCCAGAUGUUCAUGCGUUUCUACAUUCCACACAUCUGCUGGCCAACCACCUCCGCCUCUUCACUGAUAAGAGACGGCUGAUUGCAGGAGAACUCUUAAAGCCAUUGACACUGAACACGCAGAGAGGUUUUCUGUUGUGGGUUGAAUUUGUGUAACAUGAUGUCGUCCUGGUGUAUUUUUUUUUGUGUUUCAUGCUAAUGUCAAACGAAGCUUCUCCAUCUUGAAUGAAAACACGAGUUGACCACUAUGACUGUUAGUUCCGUCCGCGGCAGCUGCUGGUGUCGGAGGAGCUGCGGUUCACACUCGUUGUGUGUCUGUUGUGUUGAUGUAGGUGAACUCACUGAAGGUCGUUUCGAUGUCUCGGAGCCUGAAGACAUUCACUGUAUAACAGCUCAGAGUCAAAAUCACUGGAGGAGUCGACCACUCGACAAACUUGAUGCUAUUCUGAGUCAUUUCUGUGCCAAACAAAGCUUCUGCUGUUAUGUUCUCUACCUUGGUUUAAUGUGAGCCCCCCCCCCCUUGUGGAUUCUGCUGUCUACUGCACCUGAAGGGAAAUGACAGUUUAAGGGCUUCUGAUGUUGAAAUGUUGUUAUAAUAAAUACUAAAAUAAA
Messenger RNA from Limanda limanda (common dab), 4183 nucleotides. RefSeq names its product elongation of very long chain fatty acids protein 6-like. Gene Ontology annotation, molecular function: fatty acid elongase activity. Gene Ontology annotation, cellular component: endoplasmic reticulum; endoplasmic reticulum membrane. Lineage: Eukaryota; Metazoa; Chordata; Actinopteri; Pleuronectiformes; Pleuronectidae. Gene Ontology annotation, biological process: very long-chain fatty acid biosynthetic process; sphingolipid biosynthetic process; fatty acid elongation, polyunsaturated fatty acid. The transcript is spliced from 4 exons. The coding region runs from base 155 to 958 and encodes 267 amino acids. The record is from RefSeq and is a predicted model, not a curated record.